UAAUUAUAUUAAAAGAACUGUGUUGCAGAAUACGUGGCACAUCUUCGUGUGUAUCAUAUAUAUCAGAUUUAGAACAAUCAGUUGACAACGUCGUAUGAGAUUAAUAACGAUGAUGAUACAACUAUUAUUCUUAAUUCCCUUGAUCGCUAUUGACUAUGGUGCAUCAAUGAAAUUAGUAACGAGAAUUGUAGGAGGAAGACGUGCCUAUCCAGGUGAAAUCCCAUAUCAGGUUUCUCUGCAAAAUGGAAAUAAAAUGCAUUUUUGCGGUGGAGUUAUAAUUGACAAGGAUCACGUGCUUACCGCUGCUCACUGUGUAUUUGGUGCAAACCCUUCAGAGUUUUCGGUCGUUGCGGGAACAACAGAUCUACGAAAACGGCAUUCAAGGCAUCUGGUUCAGUCUAUUUUCGUACACGAAGGAUUCGAUUCCCCACCUUACGCCAAUGAUAUCGCUUUACUUAGGCUUCAAAAGCCAUUAAAAUUUUCUUCUCGGAUAUGUCCUGUCGAUUUACCGAAACAAAAUCAAACUGUCAAGGAAGGCUCGAUAGCAGAAGUAUCGGGAUUCGGAAUAAUAUCUUCUGAAGGAGAGGAGUCUGAUGGACAUUUAUACGUUGUAGACAAUAUCAUAACUAAUCAGGCUUAUUGUAGAGAAUUGUAUGAUACAGCAGCAAAUAUAACUAUUCAGGAUUCGCAUAUCUGCGCUAAUGAUCCAACCAUACAAAAAGGUGCAUGCGUGGGUGAUUCCGGUGGCCCUCUUACUGUCAAUGAAUUACUAGUAGGACUCGUCUUGUUUGGGCUUUAUCCUAACAUUUGUACUGUCACAGAACAUCCCACUGGGUAUGCACGCGUUUCAUCGUACAUCGAUUGGAUGAAUGAGAUUAAGAAAAAAAUUUAAACGAAAUAUAGUAAUCUCUGUUGAUAUUUAAUGAUGUGUACAAGAAAAUGGAAAAAUGAUGUGUAUAAUUAAACGCUCAAAUGUGGAUGUCAUAUGCAAAUUGUUAA
Molecule: messenger RNA, 999 nt
Organism: Trachymyrmex cornetzi
Lineage: Eukaryota; Metazoa; Arthropoda; Insecta; Hymenoptera; Formicidae
Product: mite allergen Der p 3
Exons: 8
Coding region: 95-892 (265 amino acids)
Biological process (GO): proteolysis
Molecular function (GO): serine-type endopeptidase activity
Source: RefSeq, a predicted model, not a curated record